AUGUCCAGCGCUACAUCCCUCCAGCUAAAAUGUGAAAAGCUCCGAGAGACCAUUGCGACCACGCGAGCUGCAAAGGCCAAUGGUGGAUUCAAGGGCAAGACUCACCACGAUCGAGUCAAGGACAUUCCGUCGCCGCCCGUCUGCAGACGUGUCUUGAAAGGUCAUUGCGGCAAGAUCUACGCGCUGCACUGGAGUACGGACAGUAACCGUCUCGUCUCGGCGUCUCAGGACGGGAAACUCAUCAUCUGGAAAGCUCAAAUGCAGCAAAAGGUUCAGGUCAUUCCAUUACGUUCGAGCUGGGUCAUGACGUGUGCUUUUGAGCCAACACGGGGCCAAAUGGUGGCCUGUGGCGGACUGGACAAUCGCUGCAGUAUUUAUCACAUAUCUCAGGCACACGUCGUGCGUCCUGCUAGGGAAUUGACAGCACAUGAUGGAUACCUGAGUUGCUGUCGAUUCAUUGACGAGUCGACUAUUGUCACGAGCUCAGGGGACUCCAAGUGCAUGUUGUGGGACAUUGAACGGGGAGAAGUCAAAACGACGUUCCGAGAACACGCAGGGGACGUGAUGGCCGUGAGUCUGAAUCCUCAUGAUUCAAACAUGUUUGUCUCGGGGUCGUGCGAUGCGACGGCAAAAGUGUGGGACCUUCGAACGGGCAGAAGCACGCAUACGUUCCAAGGUCAUGAGUCCGAUAUCAAUUCGGUUGAUUUCUUUCCUAGUGGCAAUGCUCUUGGUACUGGUUCGGACGAUUCUAGCUGCCGACUCUUUGAUUUGCGAGCAUAUGGAGAGCUAAAUAACUUCAGCAACGACAAGAUUUUGUGUGGAAUUACGUCCGUCAGUUUUUCCAAGUCUGGUCGCUUCCUCUUUGCUGGUUAUGACGACUAUAACUGCUACUGCUGGGACGUGCUUAGUACCACGGGUAUGCAUGUCUACCAGCUUGCAGGGCACGAGAACCGCGUAUCGUGUCUGGGUGUUGACCCGAAAGGACAAGCUUUGUGUACAGGAAGCUGGGACACGCUGCUCAAGAUUUGGGCCUAG
This is a messenger RNA of Peronospora matthiolae, 1035 nucleotides long. The record is from the annotation of a GenBank genome assembly. NCBI's taxonomy places the organism in Eukaryota, Oomycota, Peronosporomycetes, Peronosporales, Peronosporaceae.